AUGGCAACUCUCAAGGGCCCCGGCGCCCCUCAGAAACACGAUGGCUCUGGCCUGCGAGUCGCAAUAGUCCAUGCCCGGUGGAACAACACCAUAAUCGAUGCCUUGGUCAGCGGGGCAAAGAAAGCCAUGCUCGGCCAAGGAGUGAAAGAGGAGAAUAUCGUCGUCGAAUCAGUGCCCGGGUCCUACGAGCUUCCUCUUGCAGUCCAACGCGUCUAUGCCGCCUCUCAGAUACAGAGCACAGCAAGCGCAGUCGCCGGGGGAAUGGGUAGUCUCGCGAGUGGCAUUGGAGACCUUCUAGGAGGGAGUAACUCGACAACAGACCUGCAGGGAAGUCUACAACCAGGGCCGCCAGAGCCGGAGAAGAAAGAUGUCAAAGGACUGAGACAUACCUUUGAUGCCAUCAUAGCCAUUGGAGUGCUCAUUAAAGGCGAAUCUAUGCACUUCGAAUAUAUUGCCGACGCCGUGAGCCACGGACUGAUGAGAGUGCAGCUGGACACAGGUGUCCCAGUCAUCUUUGGCCUCCUAACUGUUCUGAACGAAGGCCAGGGUUUGGCAAGAGCUGGUCUUGAAGGAGGCACAGGCAAGGAGGCCAAGGGACAUAACCACGGAGAGGACUGGGGCAAUGCAGCUGUCGAGCUUGGAGUGAAGAGGAAGGGCUGGGGCGAAGGCAAGAUUGCCGGAACUUGA
Cladophialophora psammophila CBS 110553 is the source of this 687-nucleotide messenger RNA. RefSeq names its product 6,7-dimethyl-8-ribityllumazine synthase. The record is from RefSeq and is a predicted model, not a curated record. Gene Ontology annotation, molecular function: 6,7-dimethyl-8-ribityllumazine synthase activity. Gene Ontology annotation, cellular component: riboflavin synthase complex; mitochondrial intermembrane space; intracellular anatomical structure. Bases 1 to 687 code for a protein of 228 amino acids. NCBI's taxonomy places the organism in Eukaryota, Fungi, Ascomycota, Eurotiomycetes, Chaetothyriales, Herpotrichiellaceae. Gene Ontology annotation, biological process: riboflavin biosynthetic process. The transcript has a single exon.